Chironomus riparius is the source of this 1442-nucleotide messenger RNA. NCBI's taxonomy places the organism in Eukaryota, Metazoa, Arthropoda, Insecta, Diptera, Chironomidae. The record is from the annotation of a GenBank genome assembly.
CUAACAGUAAUUGUUCCAAUUUUGCCCGAUUAUCUUGCAUCAUUUAAAAAUUCAUCGUCAACUCAAAACAUUCCGCCGAGUGUUUUAUAUAAAAAUUUUGAUCUUCAUUACAUUCCUAAUACGAUGUUAAAUAAGCAUCCUGUUGCUGGAAAUACGAUGAAAAAUGUGUCGAAAGAAACUCAACAGCACUUGGUGCAAGGACAUGAAUUUAAUGUUGAAAUGGAAAAUGAACGAGUUGGUUUAUUGCUUGCAAUAAAAGCAUUUGUUCAAUUAUUCUUUAAUCCAAUUGUUGGCAGUGUAUUGGCUACAAGAUUCGGUUAUAAGAGUACAAUUUUCUUUGGCACAAUCAGUCUGCUGAUGGCAUCAUUAUUUUUCGCAAUGGGAGAUUCCUUCCUAAUUUUAUUGAUUGCGCGUGCAAUUGAAGGAAUUGGAUCAAGCUGUGUUAACGUUUGUGGAAUGAGUUUGAUUGCGCAUCUUUAUCCCGAAGACCAUCAGCGUUCGAAAAUAAUGGGAAUAAUAUUAGGCUCAAUAGCUCUUGGAGUUCUUAUUGGAUAUCCGCUUGGUGGAUUCCUCUAUGAUUUUGUUAGUGAAUCUGCACCAUUUAUCAUCAUUUGUGGUUUCCUAUUCACUGAUCUCGCUUUUCAGCUAACAUUCUUUGAUUUAACGCGAAACGAGAAUGAAAUCAAUGAUGAGGAAAAUCGAGUAAAGCAUGGAUCCUCACAAUGGAUUCAAUUAUUAUCAAACAAAUUGAUUUUCUGCAUUGCGCUUGCGAUAUGGAUGUCAACUUCGGCUAUGGCAAUUUUAGAGCCAUUACUUCCUAUAUGGUUGAUUGCACAUUUGCAUCCUAAAAAGUGGCAACUUGGAACUGUCUUCAUUCCUGACAGUAUGGGCUAUUUUCUUGGUACCAACUUUUUUGGAACUUUAUCAUAUAAAGUUGGUCAAAUAAAAAUGUCAGUUUUGGCAAUAAUGAUCGUUGGAAUCUCAUGCGUAAUAAUUCCGGAAGCUAAAAGUGUUUCAAGCUUAAUAGUCCCGCAUUUCUGCUUGGGUCUUGGCAUUGGAGUUUUAGAUGUAUCUCUGGUGCCAUACUUAGCUCGACUCACGGACGCAAUUUCACAAGAUGAAACCAACGAAAAUUUAGACAUUGAUACAGCAUCAAACUACGGAAGUGUCUAUGCUAUACAACAAACUGCUGUCAGUUUGGCUUACUCAAUCGUUCCGUUUUUGGCAGGAGAAAUGGUUCAAACUAUGGGAUUCCCAACUAUAAUGAGAACAUUAGGUGUAUUCAAUUUCAUCUAUGGACCAAUUUUGUUACUUGUAACAAUAAGACAUAAUUUGACUAAUGUAACCACAAAGCAACCUGAUCUACUGUUGAAAGAAACUAAUCCUUCCAAUUAUAGACGUUUUUAUGACUCAAUAGAAUGAGAACUUCAUUUUUCAACUCC